AUGGAAGCUAGAGUUGGGACGUCGGCACAUGGAGGGGUUGUGGACGGUGGUACAUCUACCAGGAAGUUUAUACACCAUCAACAUUCUGGGCCGCAACGACAGCAGCAGCAGCCUGUGUCGCAGAUUGGAACUGUUCCUCAACUCCUCGCCGGUGGCGUCGCAGGAGCUUUCAGUAAGACCUGCACCGCUCCUCUAGCUCGCCUUACCAUUCUCUUUCAGGUACAAGGUAUGCAUUCCGAUGUUUCAGUAUUGAGUAAACCUAGCAUAUGGUGUGAAGCCCUACGUAUUGUCAAUGAGGAAGGUUUUAGAGCUUUCUGGAAAGGGAAUUUGGUUACGAUUGCUCACAGGCUUCCGUAUUCUUCGAUCAGCUUCUAUGCUUAUGAACGCUACAAGAAUAUUUUAAAAUCUAUUCCAGGCCUUGAUGGUCAUGGGGAAAAUCCAAGUGCAAAUGUUUUUGUGCAUUUUGUUGGUGGUGGUUUGGCAGGAAUGACAGCUGCUUCUGCCACAUAUCCACUGGAUCUUGUCAGGACACGGCUUGCUGCACAGAGGAAUGCAAUAUACUACCGUGGCAUUUGGCAUGCGCUUCAUACCAUAUGCAGAGAUGAAGGUUUCCUUGGCUUGUACAAAGGACUCGGUGCAACAUUAUUGGGUGUUGGACCCAGCAUAGCAAUAAGCUUUUCUGUUUAUGAGAGUCUGAGAUCCUAUUGGCAUUCUCAAAGGUCCAAUGAUUCCGUGGUCGCAGUCAGCCUUGCUUGUGGAAGUCUUUCGGGCAUUGCGUCAUCAACAGCGACAUUCCCUUUGGAUCUUGUGAGGCGAAGAAUGCAAUUGGAAGGGGCUGCUGGUAGGGCACGAGUGUAUAAUACUGGGUUGUUAGGGGCAUUUAGGCACAUAAUCCGUACUGAAGGCUUGCGUGGUCUAUACAGAGGGAUUAUGCCUGAAUACUACAAGGUUGUUCCGAGUGUGGGGAUUGUCUUCAUGACGUAUGAAACCCUGAAGAAACUACUGUCACAAGGGCCUUUUAGUUCUUAA
This is a messenger RNA of Fraxinus pennsylvanica, 1029 nucleotides long. The record is from the annotation of a GenBank genome assembly. Lineage: Eukaryota; Viridiplantae; Streptophyta; Magnoliopsida; Lamiales; Oleaceae.